Messenger RNA from Hepatospora eriocheir, 1932 nucleotides. The record is from the annotation of a GenBank genome assembly. NCBI's taxonomy places the organism in Eukaryota, Fungi, Microsporidia, Hepatosporidae.
AUGAAGAAUAUUUUAUUUGGAAUAUUAACAAGCAAAUUAAUGAUUUGUGUCAGAAAAAUUUAUGGAAAUAAACGUGAUGAUAAUGUAAUGUGCUUAGAAAAAAUUUUAAUUGUGAUUGAUUCAUUCCAGUUUGAUUUAAUUGCAAUUAAUAAACACCUCUUGGAAUAUGUAAAACAACCAGUAUUUUUAUUAGAAGACAUAAGUGAUUUGGAUAAAAACAAAAUUUUUCAGCAUGUUCAAAAAAUUGAAUCAAUAAUUAAAACUUUUAAUGAAGAUAAACCAAUAAUUAUGAAUGAAAAUUUAAAAUUAUUAUUACAAAAUAAAAAAGAUAAUCCAUUUACAUUUCAUGCAUUUGGAAAGCUUAAAACGGGGUUGGGAAAAAAGCUGUUAUCUAACUAUAUUAUUUAUCCCCAGACAUCUAUCUUUAGAAUUUUUCAGAAACAAAAAAUAAUUGGCAAAUUUUUAAAGAAUAAUUCGUUAGCUGAUAAGUUGAGUGUAAUCUUAGGAAACUUACCUGAUUUUAAUAGCAUGAUAAAUGAAUAUCAAAGGAUUUAUGUCCAACUUAAUACUUUUAAUGAUUCAGAUGAUGAAAACUACCAGUUUGAUAUCUUUAAUAACAACGAUAAUUAUAAUCAAGUAAAAAAAGUACAAAGUGUAUCAAUGAUAAAGAAAUUAUUCUCACUGUUCUUAGAUGUUGAAAACAUUAACUAUUGCUUAAGACAAUUUAAAAUUAAAGAAAUUGAUGUACCUGAGGAUAUUAGAAUUAAAAUAAACAAUAUUGUAUCUUUCAGUUAUGAUUCAAGAAUUAACCCUUUAUUAAAUAGCAACAUUGUAGAUUUUGUCAGAAAAGGAGUAUGCAAAGCUUUAGACGUAGCUAGAAAAAUUUAUCACGAGAAUUUAAGAAGAAUUUACCUCAAAAUUGAAAAGUUUGUUGAUAUGCACAUGUAUAUUCACAGAGAUGAAAAACUAGGUAUUUGUUUAAGAAGAAAUAAAAGAAUAACUGUUAAUAAUAAUGAGAUUGCAGCCAAGAUGCAGUAUGAAAAUCUAAAAAUAGUAAAAGAAACAAAAGUAUAUUAUCUUUAUUCUAAUUUGGAAUUAAAAAUUCUAAAUUUUAAGAUUAAUGAAACAUAUGAAACCAUAAUUAACCUUUCAUCAAUGAUUACCAAUGAAGUUGUAUUGGAAAUUUCAGGAAUAUUUAAUUUUCUAACAACGCUUGGUGAGAUCAUACCAGAGAUUGAUGUUUGCUUAGCUAUAGCAUUAUCAUUUAACAAAUAUAAAUGCUAUAACUUUCCUAAUAUUACAACAAACAAAUUAUUAAUGAAAAAUUCAUAUGACGUUUUUAUUAAAGAACCACAUCCACAUAAUUACUUAAUAUCAGAAAAUAGAAGAUUUAAUAUUAUUUCAGGUCCUAAUGCUGUUGGUAAAAGCUCUUACGUAAGACAGUUGUUUUUUAAUUUUAUAUUCUGCUAUUUAGGAGCCCCUCUGCCAACUGAAUACUCUGAGUUGCCAAUAAUAACUAGUAUUUAUUUUAUAGAGACAAUAGAUGAUUUAACAAGUAUUAAAGAUUCUAUUAACAAACACACCUUAAUAUUUGUUGAUGAGUUAAGAGUACCACUAGCACUUGAAAAAUACGUUUUAAGAUUUUUACUUAAUACAAAUGCUAUAGUGUAUUACAUUACACAUAAUUUUACAGCUCUUGAAGUAGCUAAAGCUAACAAGUCAAUUAACUUAAUAUGUCUAGAUGGAUUUAAAUCUUUCGCGGGUAUAAAUACUAGCUCCAAUGCCUUACAACUAUGUAAAGAUUUCUUCAACCCAGCUUUUAUGAAGAACGUGUAUGUAUAUUAUGAUGUGUUAAAAACAAAAGAAAAUAACGAAGAACUUAAUGUUCAUGUAAAUACAACAAAAGAAUUUUAUGAUUCUCAUCUCAACUAA